This is a messenger RNA of Sinocyclocheilus rhinocerous, 742 nucleotides long. Its product is annotated as glycosyltransferase-like domain-containing protein 1. NCBI's taxonomy places the organism in Eukaryota, Metazoa, Chordata, Actinopteri, Cypriniformes, Cyprinidae. The transcript has 5 exons. The coding region runs from base 95 to 742 and encodes 215 amino acids. The record is from RefSeq and is a predicted model, not a curated record.
AACGACUUCAUGGUACAGCGCUGGAGGAGAGCGUACUCACGCACAGUGACGUCAUUACGUAAACACGCGCUGUGUCUUUCAGGAAGAGGUUUGAAUGGGACCUGCAUCCAUGAGUGUGCUCUUGCUGGAGGCGUUCUAUGGUGGUUCCCACAAACAGCUGGUUGAUCUUCUCAAGGAAAGUGUUGAAGACUGUGUAAGCUUCACUCUGCCUGCAAAGAAAUGGCACUGGAGGGCCAGAACGUCUGCUCUGUACUUCAUGCAGGCAGUUCCAGCAAGUUCCUCGUACAGGGUUUUGUUUACCAGCUCCGUUCUCAGUCUUGCUGAACUUGUAGCCCUGCGGCCUGAUCUCACCCAUCUUAAGAAGGUCCUCUACUUCCAUGAGAACCAGUUGGUUUAUCCAGUUCGCAAGAGCCAAGAAAGAGACUUCCAAUAUGGCUACAACCAGAUCCUCUCAUGCCUGGUUGCGGAUGUGGUGGCGUUCAACUCUUCAUUCAACAUGGAGUCCUUCCUCUCCUCCAUCUCCACCUUCAUGAAGACCAUGCCUGACCAUCGGCCCAAAGAUCUGGACCAGCUCAUCCGGCCCAAGUGCUGCGUCCUCCACUUCCCAAUUCACUUUCCCGAUGUCACAAGAGGCCUUGAUUAUCGCCGUACUCCCUCAGAGUCGGUGGCCACCAGUGGUCAGAAAGUCAUCACUUGGCACCCGAGCUCCAAAUCCUCAUGCGCCUUGCUACUCAUCCCGUAG